CAGUGUUAACCCGACACUUGGUGCGGUGGGUUCUAUUACCAUCGCACACCAAUUAAAAAAUAUAUUUUAUAUAUAUUUAUACUUUAAAAGAGUGGAAGAAUAUUCGUGAGUAAAUUUAUUUUGGAUGUGUAGAAGCUGCAGACAUAGUUUGAAAAACUAAUUUCCUUAAACUUUGGAAUAAAAGAUGGCGACAUCAGUCCUGCAGCCUGAAGAAUGCCGACGGGAUCACGCCCCAAAACCGGACAUCGAUCCAAGGAUAACUGAAGACGAAAGACUGGCAAUACUGGAGGCGAAGGAGAGGAAUACAGGAGACCUUCCCCCCGAGCUGAGAGAAGCUGCCAGAAUCGACAUUCGAGAGGAAACAGCUUUAAAAGAACACGCACUCACACAAAUGAGACACUUCAUUGAGAAACAUCCCGCUAUUAAGAAAUGCAGAACCGACGCACCAUUUCUACUUCGUUUCCUGCGUACCAAGAAAUAUUCUAUACCACAAGCCUGCUCAAUGCUGGAACGAUAUCUCACUAUAAGACAAAUGUACCCGCAGUGGUUCCAAAAGUUGGAUCCCCUAGAUCCAAAAAUAGCCGCGGUAAUCGAAGCCGGGUACCUGCUACCCCUACCGAAAAGAGAUGCUGAGGGACGUAGAGUUGUGUUGUCUUGCAUGGGUCGUUUCGAUCCUUAUAAGUUUGACAACUGCGUAAUGGCGCGUGUACACUCUAUGAUCGUGGAGCUGUUAUUGGACGAGCCGCGAUCACAACUACUAGGUUACACACACGUCAACGACGAAGCUGGCAUGCAGAUGCCGCACGUUAGUCUAUGGUCGUUGAACGAUGUCCGAAUCAUGCUUAACUGUAUACAGAACUCAACCCCAAUGCGACACAAACGCACUCAUUUUGUAAACAUUCCUCAUUACGGUGUUAAGAUCUUUGAAUUCGCCGUCUCAUUGCUUAGCGACAAACUCAAAGAUCGUGUGAUGUUCCAUCGCUCAGCUGAAGAAUUGUCUAAAUUCGUCGACCCUGCUAUAUUACCGAAAGAAUAUGGCGGAACAGUUCCAUUAAAAGACAUGAUCGACGAACUCAAGCGAAAACUUUUGAAACACAGAGAAGAGUUACUCGCCUUGGACGACAUGUGCAUCGAUCUGUAUGCGCUCGAGAAAAAUGAUUUAACUCAAGAUUUACACUCAACUGCUGGGUCGUUUAGGAAGCUAGAGCUAGAUUAAGUACGAUUUAUUAUUUAAUAAGGUUUAAGUAACCACUACUGCCGUGACAUGAGAUUGUUACAAUUAUACGUUAAGAAACAAUUGUUGAAAAAUAGGUAUUUAAUUUAAAACUACAUGGUGCUUUUUAUAAGGACAUUGGUUUAUAUGAAUGUAUAAAUUCUAAAGGGCCUUAUUCAUUUCAUUUUUCGAACGUUUUGUACACAUUACUUAAAGACAAACAACAUUCGUUCAGAAAUAUCCCAAAAAAAUUACGAAUUACUUUUAUUGAAAAUAGAGAAGUAGUGGCAGCCGUCGGUGGAGUCGCGUUACCGUUUGUAAAGGAAGAGGAAUCGUUUUAACAACGUGUUCCUUAUUUUGAUAAGCAUUAUUUUAUGUAUAAAAUGACAGCUAUGAAAACCAUAGUAAAAAUGAAUGCUGUAAAUGGAUCAUGGAAAUAAAAGGUUUUAUUAUAAGUGUUAUAUAACAUGACAAACUGACAGCUGCUUGUAAUGUUACUAAAGUUUUCUGCCUUCUACUAAUCUUUUAAGCAGUUGUAAUUUUAAUAGUUGCUAUAAGUCUAGUUUUUAAUAUGUUUUAGUAUAUAAGAUUGCUUUUCUUCUAAAAAUUUUUAAUAAAAGUGGGAAAAAUUUA
Molecule: messenger RNA, 1846 nt
Organism: Danaus plexippus (monarch butterfly)
Lineage: Eukaryota; Metazoa; Arthropoda; Insecta; Lepidoptera; Nymphalidae
Product: retinaldehyde-binding protein 1-like
Exons: 6
Coding region: 185-1216 (343 amino acids)
Cellular component (GO): membrane
Molecular function (GO): phosphatidylinositol bisphosphate binding
Source: RefSeq, a predicted model, not a curated record